Molecule: messenger RNA, 897 nt
Organism: Entamoeba dispar SAW760
Lineage: Eukaryota; Evosea; Mastigamoebida; Endamoebidae
Product: zinc transporter, putative
Exons: 1
Coding region: 1-897 (298 amino acids)
Biological process (GO): zinc ion transmembrane transport
Cellular component (GO): plasma membrane
Molecular function (GO): zinc ion transmembrane transporter activity
Source: RefSeq, a predicted model, not a curated record
AUGGAUUGGGCAUUAUUUGGUUAUGUUGUUGCAACUUUUUUUAUUUCAAUUAUUGGAGGGCUUAUUCCAUUUCUUAUUAAACUAGUCAAAAAUAAAACUAUUGCUAUUAGAGUUAUUAAUAUUGCUUCAGUUGCUGCUUCGGGAUUAUUCCUUGGUGGUGGGAUUUAUCAUAUGUUAGCAGAAGGAUUAGAAAUGAUGGAAGAAUCAGGGUAUUCAUUUGGAGGAUAUCCUUUAGGAUGGACAUUGUUUGGUGUAACAUUCUUUUUAAUUUUCUUUGUUGACAGAGUGAUUGUUCCUCAUUCUCAUGGUUCAUUUGAAGAUAGUGAUAGUGAAGAGGAUAACUAUACUUUACUUCAUAAUGACGAACAUCAUUCUCAUCAUCAACAUACAGCAGCAGAUACAUUCCAAGAGUGGACAACAAUUGUUGUAUUAGUUGUUGCACUCUCUAUUCAUUCAUUCCUUGAAGGUCUUGGGUUGGGUUCUGCUAAUAAAUACUUAAUGAUUUUUGUUGCAAUUGCUGCACAUAAAUGGGCAGAUUCUGGACUUACUAUUAUUUAUUUGAUGAAGAAGAUCAAACAAUGGUGGGUUCUUCUAAUUAUUUUAAUUAUUUUCUCUUCAUUUACACCACUUGGAGCUAUCAUUGGAAAAUUUGUUAUUGCAUCAUUAGAUGAUGAAAGUGUUUCAUUAUUAGUUCAAGGUAUCUUCUGUUGUGUUGCUGCAGGUUCAUUCUUCUUUGUUGCUAUUGUUGAAAUAUUGUCUGAAGCAUUUGAAGAGCAUAACAAUAAAUAUGUAUUAGAUAAAUAUCUAAAAUUCGGAUUGGCUUUCAUUUUGUUUAUUCUCAUGUCAUUGACUGUACUUCUUGAAGGAGAAGAAGGUGAGUCAUCAGUAUCUGAAUAA